Messenger RNA from Musca domestica (house fly), 835 nucleotides. RefSeq lists its product as uncharacterized. Gene Ontology annotation, cellular component: mitochondrion. The coding region runs from base 105 to 761 and encodes 218 amino acids. Gene Ontology annotation, biological process: mitochondrial respiratory chain complex I assembly. The record is from RefSeq and is a predicted model, not a curated record. The transcript has 2 exons. Lineage: Eukaryota; Metazoa; Arthropoda; Insecta; Diptera; Muscidae.
CCAUAUUUAUCAAUUCUUUUAUUUUUUCUGUUUCAUAAUCAUCCAUCCGCACACCAUUCAAACAAGUUUUUUAUUUUUCCAAUUUCCCAAAUAAUCUUAAUGGAAUGGCUUUGUCUAGGGCUACCAAGGAAUAUAUUCCGAAAGAUGCAGUCGUUAUAACAGAGGACGAAGCCUUGGCAUACCAGUGGAACAUAAUUUCCAAAUGGGAGAAGUUGAGCGAUGUAUGGUCGCUACGUUAUGGGCCGGGUAUACUAUCAGCCAUGGCCACUGGUACCGGUAUUUUCGUUAACAAUCACUAUCGCAACAAGCUGCGUCUUGGCACAUAUGGUAGGUUCUCGACGUAUCUCCCAAUAGUUGUUAUUCCGGCAAUAUUUACGCUCUCGUGCCACAAACUGUUUGUGCAGCGCUCAGUCCUGUUGGAUCCUAUGGGUGAAUGUCCUACAUGUAUACAAAUGAGAGCGAUGACGUUUCAAACUGCCUUUGGAGUCAUUUAUCCCACAAUACUGGCACCUCUAUCGGCUUGUAUGUUUGCUACACGCCAUUUCACCUAUAGAUUACCCUCAAUUACAGAAAAUCCCAAGGAAGUGUUUCAAUUAAUUAGAAAAUUUACCAAGCCCAUUCUUCCGAUACUUAGUGCUAUAUUGUGUAUUCAAGGUUUGACUGCAAUCUAUUUAACGUACGAAGAACAAAAAGAAAAUCUUGUGGUUUUAGCCAAGAUGAAAAAGUUUGAACAAGAAGUCGAGGCAAACUUGGGCAUUUAAAAUACAUUUCUUUAAAAAAGAAAAUGAGCUGUAAAGAUAAUUAUAGAAAAUAAAAACAUGUACAGUAUAUAAAA